Molecule: messenger RNA, 1040 nt
Organism: Paralichthys olivaceus (Japanese flounder)
Lineage: Eukaryota; Metazoa; Chordata; Actinopteri; Pleuronectiformes; Paralichthyidae
Source: RefSeq, a predicted model, not a curated record
AUGCUUCUGUUCUUCGAGAAAAAAGACACAGACAGUUUAAAAGAAAUACAUUUUCUUUUGGUACAGCAAAGCAAAAAUCAGUACCAGGAUCUGAAAGCUCUUAUUGAGAACAUUGAAUUGUCGAGGAAGAACAAUCAAGAACGUCCAAUCCAAAAUUGCAUCGAGGAAUAUGCCAGACUGGAAGCUGAAUUUAGAAUUCUGCAGGCAAAUCACACACAAUCUUCCUUGAAACCGGACCACAACAGCACGACAGGAACAACAGGAACACCAGGAACAACAGGAACAACAGGAACACCAGGAACAACAGGAACAACAGGAACACCAGGAACAACAGGAACAACAGUGCAUCAUUUACGUUGCAGGCCAGGCUGGGAGCAACAUGCUUCACGCUGCUUUCAUAUGCCCCAGUACACCAAGAACUGGGAAAAUGCUCGUGAGGAUUGCAUUGAUCAGGGGGGUGACCUGGCAGCUGUUUUGGAUGUUGAAGACCAGAAAUUUUUGACCAACCUGACUUUUCAGUUUGUACAGGAAUAUCUUCAAAACGAUUUCCAUUCAGCAUGGAUCGGUUUACAUGACCAGGUGCAGGAGGGCACAUUUGUAUGGGUCAACAGCAGCAGACCCAAUACAGAAGUCACUUACUGGAAAGAUGGGGAACCAAACAAUGCCAUUGCACCCUGGGACGCUCAACAGAGAGGACAAGACUGUGUUGCCAUUAUACCACCCAAAAACAUUGGAGCAGGGGACUGGUUACUUAACUGGGAUGACAUUAUCUGUGUUGGCAAACGGCACUUUGUGUGUGAAACAGCUGUUGAUCGUCCUCCAUGAUCCAGUCAGGCACUCUUCUCUUAACAUGUAAUGUAAUAUACAUUACAUACAUAAUACGGUAUAUAGUGGCAUAUACAGUCAUGUGUGAGGAUAUACGAUAAUUCUUCAACAACGACAGUACAAUAUGAAUAACCUGUGUUCUUCACAAGGUUAGUGAGAAAAUGAAAGUUAGACAUGUUAAAUGUUUGUUGCUUUUGUGAAGAUUUUACAAUGUA